Messenger RNA from Bombina bombina (fire-bellied toad), 5547 nucleotides. It is a transcript of the gene EFTUD2, whose product is annotated as elongation factor Tu GTP binding domain containing 2. Lineage: Eukaryota; Metazoa; Chordata; Amphibia; Anura; Bombinatoridae. Gene Ontology annotation, cellular component: U4/U6 x U5 tri-snRNP complex; U2-type catalytic step 2 spliceosome; cytosol. Gene Ontology annotation, molecular function: translation elongation factor activity; GTP binding; U5 snRNA binding. Bases 71 to 2992 code for a protein of 973 amino acids. Gene Ontology annotation, biological process: mRNA splicing, via spliceosome. The record is from RefSeq and is a predicted model, not a curated record. The transcript has 28 exons.
UGGGGUCCUUUGUGACUGGUGUCGCAGGAAGUAGCUUGUGUGUGUGAGCGGCGUGAGAGUAUCUGCCACCAUGGACACAGACUUGUAUGAUGAGUUUGGUAACUACAUUGGGCCUGAGCUUGAUUCUGAUGAUGACAAUGAUGAUGACGAUAUGAGAGAUGAUGGUGAUGCUGAUGUGGCAGAUGAUGAUGACGAGGAGGAAUACAUGGGAGACCAUGAUGAUGAUAGAACAGGAAUGGAUGUUGUUCUCCAUGAAGACAAAAAAUACUACCCAACUGCAGAAGAGGUGUAUGGGCCUGAAGUGGAGACUAUUGUACAGGAAGAAGAUACCCAGCCACUUACUGAGCCUAUUAUUAAACCAGUGAAGGCAAAAAAAUUCUCUAUGAUGGAGCAGGGUCUUCCUGCCACUGUGUAUAAGAUGGACUUUUUAGCAGAUCUCAUGGAUAAUCCUGAGCUCAUUCGGAAUGUGACACUUUGUGGCCACCUACACCAUGGAAAGACCUGCUUUGUUGACUGUUUAAUUGAACAAACACACCCAGAAAUUCGCAAACGUCAUGACCAGGAUCUCUGCUACACAGAUAUACUCUUUACAGAGCAAGAGAGAGGGGUUGGCAUGAAGAGUACACCCGUGACCGUUGUACUUCCAGACACAAAGGAAAAAUCGUACCUGUUCAACAUCAUGGACACCCCUGGUCACGUAAAUUUUUCUGAUGAAGUCACAGCCGGGUUACGCAUCUCUGAUGGGGUGGUAUUAUUCAUUGAUGCAGCCGAAGGGGUAAUGUUGAACACAGAGCGUCUGAUUAAGCAUGCAGUGCAGGAAAGCUUGGCAGUUACAGUAUGUAUCAACAAGAUAGAUCGGUUGAUUCUUGAACUCAAGCUUCCUCCAACUGAUGCCUAUUACAAGUUGCGGCAUAUAGUGGAUGAGGUUAAUGGCCUCCUAAGCAUGUAUUCCACGGAUGAGAAUUUAAUUCUUUCUCCUCUACUGGGGAAUGUCUGCUUUGCCAGUUCCCAGUACAGCAUUUGCUUUACACUUGGAUCAUUUGCAAAAAUAUAUGCAGAUACCUUUGGUGACAUCAAUUAUCAGGAGUUUGCUAAACGCCUGUGGGGAGACAUCUACUUCAAUCCAAAAACACGUAAAUUCACAAAAAAAGCCCCUACGAGCAGUUCCCAAAGAAGCUUUGUGGAGUUCGUCUUGGAGCCACUCUACAAGAUUCUAGCUCAGGUGGUGGGAGAUGUAGAUACUAGUCUUCCUCAGACUCUGGAGGAACUUGGGAUACAUCUCACGAAGGAGGAACUAAAACUGAACAUCCGUCCUCUGUUGAGGCUGGUUUGUAACCGCUUCUUUGGAGAGUUCACAGGCUUUGUGGAUAUGUGUGUUCAGCACAUCCCAUCCCCUAAAGCUGGUGCUAGAGCCAAGAUUGAGCACAAUUACACAGGUGGCAUUGAUUCAGAGCUAGGGGAAGCUAUGGCAGAGUGUGAUCCUGAUGGUCCACUGAUGUGUCACACCACCAAGAUGUACAGUACGGAUGACGGAGUUCAAUUUCAUGCAUUUGGAAGAGUACUGAGUGGCACUAUACAUGCUGGACAGCCAGUCAAGGUUUUGGGUGAAAACUACACCCUGGAAGAUGAAGAAGACUCUCAAAUCUGCACUGUGGGAAGGCUUUGGGUGUCUGUAGCCCGGUAUCAUAUUGAGGUAAACAGAGUGCCUGCUGGAAACUGGGUAUUGAUAGAGGGAGUUGAUCAGCCCAUUGUAAAGACAGCAACCAUUACUGAACCAAGGGGCAAUGAGGAGGCUCAGAUCUUUCGGCCACUAAAGUUUAACACCACAUCUGUCAUUAAAAUUGCUGUAGAACCUGUUAACCCUUCAGAACUGCCCAAAAUGUUGGAUGGGCUAAGGAAAGUAAACAAGAGCUACCCCUCUCUCACAACCAAGGUGGAGGAAUCUGGGGAACACGUUAUUUUGGGCACAGGGGAGCUGUAUCUGGACUGUGUCAUGCACGACCUGAGGAAAAUGUAUUCAGAGAUUGACAUAAAGGUGGCAGAUCCUGUGGUUACAUUUUGCGAAACUGUUGUGGAAACCUCAUCCCUAAAGUGCUUUGCAGAGACACCAAAUAAAAAAAACAAAAUUACAAUGAUUGCAGAGCCUCUAGAGAAAGGUCUGGCUGAAGACAUUGAGAAUGAGGUGGUACAGAUAUCUUGGAAUAGGAAGAAGCUGGGUGAAUUUUUCCAGACCAAGUAUGAUUGGGAUUUGUUGGCUGCUCGUUCUAUAUGGGCCUUUGGACCAGACACCACUGGACCCAACAUCCUUGUGGAUGACACUUUGCCUUCUGAGGUCGAUAAAGCACUACUUGGAUCUGUUAAGGACAGUAUUGUACAAGGAUUUCAGUGGGGAACACGAGAAGGACCUCUGUGUGAUGAAUUAAUCCGGAACGUGAAGUUUAAGAUACUGGAUGCUGUGAUUGCCCAGGAGCCGCUGCACCGUGGUGGGGGGCAGAUUAUCCCUACAGCUCGCAGGGUAGUAUACUCUGCUUUUUUGAUGGCUACUCCUCGUCUCAUGGAACCUUAUUACUUUGUGGAAGUUCAAGCUCCUGCUGACUGUGUCUCUGCUGUAUAUACUGUUCUUGCCAGGCGGAGAGGCCACGUCACCCAAGAUGCUCCAAUACCUGGGUCUCCUCUGUAUACAAUCAAAGCUUUCAUCCCGGCUAUUGACUCAUUUGGGUUUGAGACUGACCUGCGCACACACACCCAAGGGCAGGCUUUCUCACUUUCAGUCUUCCAUCACUGGCAGAUUGUGCCUGGAGAUCCCCUAGAUAAGAGUAUAAUAAUCAGGCCAUUGGAACCACAGCCAGCACCACACCUUGCCCGAGAGUUUAUGAUAAAGACAAGACGUAGGAAGGGUUUAAGUGAAGAUGUGAGUAUCAGCAAGUUUUUCGAUGACCCUAUGUUGCUGGAACUUGCCAAGCAAGAUGUGGUAUUAAAUUACCCCAUGUAAGUGGGACUAUUGAACAACUGGACGCUUGCUUCUUUCUCGUACAUCAAUCACGCAGCAGGAUUAUUUACAUCUUACUAAAUAUGUGACUCUCAUAGCAUUUCAAAAACAAAAGUCCUAGAAGAUCGAUUGUUUUUUAUCCUGCUGUACUUGAUAUUCUCAAUAUGAAAGUCUGGAUUUGUAAAUAUUGUUUAUUUUUUACAUUUUAAAAUAAGCUUUGCUAUAACAUCAUUAGCUUUAGACAUAUGUAGUCUGUGUGGGAAAUACUAUGAAUAGGGUUGACUUUCAACUCCUUUAACAAAUAAUAUUGCUUUUAAAUCUUUGAAAUGGGGUUACAUUUGAACAAAUUAAGUAUUUUAUCUUUUUUCAAAAAAUAUUCAAAAUAAAACACACGCACACACACAUAAGAUAUAUAUAUAUAUAUAUAUCUGAAUCACCAGUUUCAUUUUAAAAACAACUAAAACUACAACAAAAUAUCUUCAAUAUGGAAACAAAUUUAAAAAAAAAUAUAUGUGGACAUUUAAUGGUGGCAAGUGAAACUUAAAUCUGAAGUCAGGUAGCAUGUUGCAAGUAGCAAAGUUGGAAUAUUGUGCAGCACUGACAAACAUGCAUUUUGUGCUACUUGCUAAAACUAUUAUCUAAAGGGGUAUUAUAUAGCCAUGAAAAUGCAAGGAUAUGUUAUUCCUCUAGGGCUGUAGGGACCCUAUUAGUGCUUAGACUGUUACUUCCGAGAGGAUAAACUGAGCAGAUAGAGAGAUUGAAGAGGCAAAGUUAAAGCGGAGAAGGUAGAGUUAAGAGAUAAUGGAGAAAAAAAAAGAGUGAAGAGAUAUGAGAGAGGGGAGAGUGUGAAGAAAAGAUAUGGCCUGAGAGAGAAGGGAGAGGGUAAAAAUAGACUAAAGAGAGGAGGGAUUGGAGAAAGAAAUCUUCUGCUAUGACCUUCCAUGACUGUCAGCACUCUUCAACAACUUCUUUUUUCUAUCCAUCUGUUGUUUUCCCCAGAACCUGAUGUUUCUAACUGCUAUGAACUUAUGAUUGUUAGUGGGUGGGAUUAGAAGUGGUGAUUUUGUCCUGGAUAGUAGCUUAGGAACCUAUAGCUCAUUGAGUACUAAGAUGCUAGUGAUAGUUCAUGCUGCACACAAGAUUAAUUGUCAAUCCGUUACUGAUGAGGAAAAUACAAUAUUCAGUUCUCUGUGUGAGCUCUUCAUUUGUCUCCCUCACAGUCGAUUGUUUUUUCCUCAGCUUGACGCUGUCUGUAUUCUUUGUACAUGGUGUAGGUGGUUCCUGCAGGUAAACACAUUUCAAGAAUCAAAUAUAAACAUCCACACAGACAGUUCUACAAACUAAAAUACUCCACCGUAGUAUAUUUAUGCACCAGGGCACAGAGAUGUAUUGCAAAAUAACAACUAUGCAUUUGAGACUGACAGUAUAUUAAUAUGUUUACACACAUCACCCAAAUAUAUAUACUUUAGCACAGUGGUAUACGCCAUACAGUAAUAUAUUUACACACGCAUCCAUCCUGGUACCCACUGGGAUGUGCCUCGGAUAGAUGUUCAGACUGAUUAAAUAUUUGAAGUAAAAAAAAAAAAAAAAACAUGAACUGCAGUUGCACAAUAUAUGGUUCUUAUGUUUUGGAUUUUACCCCUUAGCCAUGUGAAUUAAUAGUACAUACAAAAAAUGCUUCAACUUAAACCUUCCAAUAGUCACUAUCUAUUAAUCAAAUGUUAACCCUAUUAUACACUUUGAAAGGUCAAUACUUUUAGUAUUACCACGACCGAAUAAUAGGAUGACACCAAUGCCACUACCCAUUAAUUGAUAGCGCCACCCAAUAAGAUAAUUCAUUUAACAUGUUUUUUUAUUACAUAAUAACCUAAAUACAAAGCCUUACUAUAGUAUAUAUAACAUGUUUAGAUAGCCAUCAGAUCACACCCUAUCUCUCUUACAAGAAAAAUAUGGACCAAUCUGAUUCAUAAUUCAUACCUUUAAACUGAAGAGUAUCCAACUUAAAAAUCCAGAAAUACUUUUUUCCCUUUUUACCACUCCUUGGCCUUCUAAUUUGUUCAAUAACCUGAAAUUGCAUCUUUGAGAGAUUACAUGCUGCUGUAAUAAAAUUAUUAACAACCAGGCCAUCUAGAUUUUUGUUCCUAUUACUUGAUCUAUGCUCAGUCAUUCUUUCAUGAACUUUGUGGACCAUCUCACCAACAUAUGACAGUGCACAAGGGUAUUUAAUCAAGUAAACUGCAAAAUCUGUAUAAUAGGUAUAUGCUACAUUUCUUGCCUGUUCUAUUAUUUAAAGCUUGAAAAUCUUGCUUCCACAAUUAAAACAUCCUAAGCAGGGAAACGGCCUUUAUUUACUAUAGUGUCCAAACUCUCUGUUUUAGUUGAUUUCAUAUCCGCACUUAUUAAUGUAUCCCUUAUCGAGGAUACCUGUCUACUGAUGGGCAUUAGUUUCUGCUGAAAAUAUUGGGAUUAUAUUCCCUAAGGUUAUGCCAAUGUCUAAUGUUUUAUGGAUUUUGUUAUAAAAUAAUAAUAAAUAAUAAAAUAUUUUGACAUAAAAACAA